AUGGCGGCACCUAACCGGAGGGGUGGCAGCGGCCGGAAGAAGACCGUACUCCGCCGGAUCGAGCAGCAGGAUGCCCGGCACGUCUCCUACGCCAAGCGCCGAGCGGGGCUCUUCAGCAAGGCCAGCGAGCUGGCUGUGCUCACGCGCGCCCAGGUAGCCGCCCUCGCCUUCUCUCCCGGCGGCAAGGCAUUCACCUUCGGCCACCCCUCCGUCGACUCUGUCGUAGAACGCUUCCUGGCGGGGGAAGGUUUGGGUGCUUGCCCGAGGGCGCAGGGCGCUGCCAAUGACCGUUUCCUGGCGGCGGAGGGUGCCGGGGCCGGGGCCGGCGCGGGGGAGGGCGCUACCGACGAAGACAACGUGAAGAGGCUGGCCCAGCAGCUCGCCGAGAUGCGCGCGGAGCUGACGGAGGUGAAGAAGCAGAAGAAGCGCAUCGACAAGGCCAUGGCUAAGGAGCGCGCCGCGGGGGACCAGAUUGCGGCGUGGGUCGACCCCAAGGUGCGCGACAUGGGGGACGAUGACAUGGCCGCCUGCUUUGCCACGCUCCUCAAGGUAAAGACCGACGUCUCCCACCGCGCCAACCAGGUUCUAUUGGACUUCAGCCGCAAGGUUGAACUCACCCGGUUGCCCCCGGCCCAGAUCUUCGGUGGCAGCAUCUUUGAGAUCGGUAGCAGCAGCGGCAGCGCCCACGCCGGGAUGGAGUUCCAGUUUCUGGUGCCUCCACCGCAGGGGCAGGGGUUCGAGGCCGGGAUGGAUAUGCACCAGAUGGUGAUGGCGGCGCUGCCUCCGCCUCAGGGGUUCCCCUCCGCGAUAGAUAUGCAAGUGCAACAGCAGAUGGUGAUGGAGAUGCCUCCGGCUCAGGUGCUCGCCGCCGGGAGCAUGGAUAUGCAACAGCAGAUAGUGAUGGAGAUGCCUCCGGCUCAGGUGAUCGCCGCUGGGGUGGAUAUGCAGGAGAUGCCUCCAGCUCAGGUGGUUGCCGCCGGGAUGGAUAUGCAGGAGAUGCCUCCGCCGCCGCCGGGGUUCGCUGCCGGGAUUGAUAUUAUGGAGCAGAUGCAAAUGAUGAUUGGUCAGCCGCCGUCGUUCGAGGCUGGGAUGGAGACAGAGUUUCAGCAAUGUCUUAUGGCAAUGCCGCCACCGGAGUUCCCUGCCGGGUUGGAGAUGGCGCAGCAGGUGCUUGAGCCCAACGCCGAAGAAGAGGAGAUCUAA
Molecule: messenger RNA, 1203 nt
Organism: Triticum dicoccoides
Lineage: Eukaryota; Viridiplantae; Streptophyta; Magnoliopsida; Poales; Poaceae
Exons: 1
Coding region: 1-1203 (400 amino acids)
Biological process (GO): regulation of transcription by RNA polymerase II
Molecular function (GO): protein dimerization activity; RNA polymerase II cis-regulatory region sequence-specific DNA binding; DNA-binding transcription factor activity, RNA polymerase II-specific
Source: RefSeq, a predicted model, not a curated record